Molecule: messenger RNA, 873 nt
Organism: Podospora pseudopauciseta
Lineage: Eukaryota; Fungi; Ascomycota; Sordariomycetes; Sordariales; Podosporaceae
Exons: 2
Coding region: 1-873 (290 amino acids)
Source: RefSeq, a predicted model, not a curated record
AUGACCAUCACCGGCGACUUGAGCACCCGCGACUUCAAGGAUGUCGAGCGUAAAGGAGGCCCCCGUGUAGUCAUCAGCUACUCGGAUGACGACCCAACAAUCAAGCGCAUGGCCAAAAUAUUCGACGCUUUGGAUCACCCUUUGAUGGGUGAUCCAAACUGUGACCUCCACCCCCGGGAAACCUGCGUCGAGUGUAUGGAUUGCACAGCGCGCGCAGAUCUGGACUACGCGAUGGAAGCAGCUGUUUAUGAGGGUUUUUCUGCGCCUGGGAACGAGAAAUUCAAGCACAUCGUCCCGACGUACCAUGGCAGUUGGACGUUUGCCCUGCCGACGCAUCAGGCUGGCAAGCCUCGGUGGGUGAGGAUGGUGCUGGUGGAGCAUUGUGAAGGGGAAGUGAUGGAUAAAAUCAUGGGCAAACAAGUCAUACCCAAGGACGACGACGACGACAACGACUACAGCGAACCAAACAAUAAAUACACCUUCGACUACGGCAAACUUCCCCCCCGAAGCAGACCGAUGAUGUGGAACGUCGAAAUUAGCAUUACACCUUGCAAUGCGAGGCUCAAGACGGAGAAUAUCUUUAUCUGCAACAACGGAUCCGUCAAGUUCAUCACUUUUAGAGAGGCAAAGGUGUGCCGCUAUCUUGACGAGACGGAGGAUCACCCAAACCAGAUCUAUGAUGGGCGGUGGAACGCAGGCGUGCCAGCGGCGGAGAUGAGGCUGAUGAAGUCUCCGAUUGAGAGAUACUGGUCUAAAUGCUUCCUCGAACCUUUCGGUCGUUGGCUCCCAGAGGCCUGGGAAAAGAACGAGGAGUUGGCAAACGAGUGGUUGAUUGACACGUUCGGCUCGGAGAAGGAGUUAGAAAAAGUAUGA